AUGUCUACCACGCACCAGACCGCCGACCCCACCGCGCAGAAGGCCGCCGCGCAGGCCGACCACAGCGGCCUCGACCCCAAGCAGAAGCUCGACGCGCUCAAGGAGCUCGUCGCCGCCACGCAGACGUGCAUGCUCACCAGCCAGACGCCCGAGGGCCGCCUGGCGUCGCGCGCCAUGCACGCCGCCGCGCUCGAGGGACCGGUCUUCCGCUUCUACACCAACACCGAGAGCGGCAAGGUCGACGACCUCGAGAGCCACCCCGAGGUCAACAUCUCGUACGUCGGCAAGGACGGCCAGUCGUGGGCCAGCGUCAGCGGCCGCGCCAAGAUCAACACGGACCGCGGCGCCGUCAAGAAGCACUGGAGCAGCGCGCUCAAGGCGUGGUUCGACAACAAGAAGGACGGCAAGCACACCGGCGACGAGAACGACCCGCGUGUCGCGCUCAUCGACGUGCACCCGACCGAGAUCCGCCUGUACAACUCCGAGGGCAAGUUCUCCACGGCCAUCAGCGCCGCCAAGGCGGCCGUGACCGGCGGCGUCGCUGCGCCCGGCAAGCUCAUCAUCCUCAACGAGUCUGAGCUGUCCGUCCUCGCCACGCACUUCACGGGCGCCUGA
Molecule: messenger RNA, 615 nt
Organism: Tilletiopsis washingtonensis
Lineage: Eukaryota; Fungi; Basidiomycota; Exobasidiomycetes; Entylomatales
Exons: 5
Coding region: 1-615 (204 amino acids)
Source: RefSeq, a predicted model, not a curated record